Messenger RNA from Entrophospora sp. SA101, 171 nucleotides. Lineage: Eukaryota; Fungi; Glomeromycota; Glomeromycetes; Entrophosporales; Entrophosporaceae. The record is from the annotation of a GenBank genome assembly.
AUGCAAAAUAAAAAUGGUGUAUCAAAGGUAAAAUUUAAGCUUAGAUGUUCAAGAUAUUUGUACACUUUUGUAAUUGAAGAUGUAGAGAAAGCCGAAAAAUUACAAAAAUCUCUUCCACCUGGAUUGGUGGUCAGCGAUAUUAAUACAAGCAAGAAAAAGAAAAAAGAAUAA